AUGCAGCACCUACUGUAUCUGACGAACGCUUUGGAACUGGAGCGUACAGAACGCGCACGUCUCCAGCAACGACUCGAAACCAUCCAGCUCAAUGGCGGCGAUGAUGACCAGCGUCCUUUCGUCCUAGUGUUGAUUGACGGCAACGAACUCAUCUUUCGAAACACUCUCCUGAGCCAGGGCGACCAAGGUGGUCGUCAUGCGGCGCAAUCCCUGUUCCAGGCCAUCAACAUGUAUGCAUUCUCAACCAUCGCCACACUUCCUGCUCACAUUGAAGUCGUCGUCCGAGUCUUUGUCGAUCUGGAUGAGUUGUGCAGUCUCUGCCUUCGUGCUGGGAUGGUCGAUCACGGCAGCCAGAUCAAGGCUUUCGUUCGCGGGUUUUGCCAUGAUAAGCCUCUAUUCGACUUUAUUGAUGUUGGCAUGAAAGGUCGAGCCGUGGUGUUUGACAAGAUGGAGGGUUCGAACAUGUUUUUGCCUAUGCUUGUGCGUACGCUGACACGCGCACANGAAAACCUGAAUAUGAACAUAGCCGACACGCACUGCAAGCAAAUACUCGUCGGCUGUGAAGAUGGCGAGAUCUACGCGCCUAUGCUCAAGCAGCUGGCGCAGAUGGCUGACACCAAGGGUCGCAUCACCUUGCUCCAUGGUGCUCAGCUCGACAGUCGUCUCAUAUGGCUUCAGCUUGCUAGCACUCAGAUGGACCAAAUCUUUCGUAACACCAGAAUAGACACUUCCAAAUUGGUUGACCAGAUACCAGAAGCGAGCUCCAUCCCGGCUCUCCUCAGNGAGUCUGUAUCUCCUCCGCCGUUAUCGUCGUCUCCCGCAACAUCGUAUUCUGGCUUCCGCACAGCAGUUGGGACCGGGCGUCCUGCUGUUCGCGAAUUGCAUAGCCGUCAAGUAUCGGAAAGCUCGAAUCAAUCUGCCCCGGUGUCAGCAGCGCCAGCCACGUCUUGGGCUAUGGCAGCAAAGAAGGGAGCAGCAGUAAAAGCACCGCCGGAGAGUAUUGCCAAAGAGUAUAAGGAACUCUCGGCCGAUGGCAUACGUCGCAACAGAAAAGGCCAACGCAUUGACCCACCAACACCAGAGUUCAAGAAGGACGAGGUGAACCGUCUCAAGAAGCUGAAGCUUUGCAACGCCUACCAUCUUCGCCGCGAUUGUCCAUACCCCGAUGGCAAAUGUGAACACGACCACUUGUACAAGUGCAACCCAAAGGAGCUGGAGACAUUGAAGCUUGUGGCACGCAUGUCUGCCUGCAUUCACGGUAGUGAGUGUUCGGAUGCCAAAUGCAUCUAUGGACAUCGUUGCCCUUUCCCCGAGAGCAGAGAGAGCGGUACCAAGGGAAAGCCAUGCAUCAAUGGCGAGAACUGCAGGUUUCCGCCAGAGAUGCACAACAUGGAUCUAACUGCUGUCCGUCGUUUGAAAAUCGUCUGA
This is a messenger RNA of Aureobasidium vineae, 1428 nucleotides long. The record is from the annotation of a GenBank genome assembly. NCBI's taxonomy places the organism in Eukaryota, Fungi, Ascomycota, Dothideomycetes, Dothideales, Saccotheciaceae.